Messenger RNA from Enhydra lutris kenyoni (northern sea otter), 4068 nucleotides. RefSeq names its product RUN and cysteine rich domain containing beclin 1 interacting protein like (gene RUBCNL). NCBI's taxonomy places the organism in Eukaryota, Metazoa, Chordata, Mammalia, Carnivora, Mustelidae. The coding region runs from base 1176 to 3140 and encodes 654 amino acids. Gene Ontology annotation, biological process: autophagosome-lysosome fusion; autophagosome maturation; autophagosome-endosome fusion. The transcript has 14 exons. The record is from RefSeq and is a predicted model, not a curated record. Gene Ontology annotation, molecular function: phosphatidylinositol phosphate binding. Gene Ontology annotation, cellular component: autophagosome membrane; intracellular membrane-bounded organelle.
AGUUUAAUGUAAGCCCUUCCCAGUCUGCCUUCAGCCCAUCUGAAUUCCUGAGACAGAACCCCCAAAAUCCACAGUCCUUUCAGGUCCAAACAACUCUGGUCUCCAAACAGGCAGUGGUCAGCAAAGGUGGGGUGGUUGACAGCUAGUUUAUCAACUGGCUUUGAUACUGGAUCCUACUGGAUCCCAUCAGAAGAUAGGCCUUCUGAGAGAGCAGAGACCGCCUGGAGCUGUCCCUUAGCCACUCCAUCUAGGAAGUGCCAGGGAGGGGGUGUUCCAGAGAACCUUCCAGCACAUAAAGGCCAACACACCUGUGACUUGGUUCCACAACCUAGAAGUGACACAGGACAAAGCCAAGCAACUAAGGCGGGUACGAUGCUGUUGGUUUUAUCCCCGCAGAAGUUAUUCUUUUAAGUAAUCCCAGACAAACUCACCUACCUGUUGUUAUGGGGAUAGGCAACUCUGAGAUUCCUUCCCCAAGAGAGACUGGGGCGCUGCUGGAGUGCGCCCAAGCUCCCUAGGGGCGAAGGGACGUCGUGCACUCUGCCCUAGGAAACUAAGUCAAGGCUUUGGUUUCUAAUGGUGGAAACUUUGUUUUGGUUGGCAGCUUCUCCCCAGCAUCCACCUGGAUCUGGAUUCGACCCCCGCAGCAUAGCUGUGAUGGGACAGCAAACCCUCGCCUCAAGAAUACAAGGUGAUGAUGGGGUGGGACGAAUUCCAGUAAAGUCCUCGGAGUGGGACUCCCCGUGGAGCAGCCAGCUGAGGUCACGCUCGGGUUAAGUUUUAGGCCCCCGCGGGGGCGCGCAGAGUACUAUGCAGACAAAUCCCAACGAUUCAGGAGGACCGUUCCCCAUUUCAGGCAGUUGCACGGAUGCUAAGACCGCCGCUUGGGGCGUCUGGGGCCCGGAAUUCGUCGUCCUCCAGGUCUGCGUUUUCCUCUCGUGUUUCAGCCCCCGACAGCGCGGCUGCGUCUGGGCCCCCAGCGAAGGCAGGUCCUGAUUUCGGGGAGGACCCCGGGGAGAGGGGAGCCCGGCUGCUCCCGGCUGUCCCAGCCCGCGGUCACCGAGGGCUCGGAGAUAAGCUGUCUGCCCCCCACCCCCCAACAACUGGCAUUCGGGUGAGUUCAAGGCCCUAAUCCAGUAGUACAGUGGAACUCACACCACCCUGAGCUCAGAAAGAUGGUGUCACAGUCUACAGGCCGACACGAUUCUCCAGUGGACUCGUGGGACAGGGACAACAAUGACCCUGGCGACAUUGAUGUUUCCCCCAGCCUCCUGGACACUGACCAGCCUCCUUGCCACUCAGACGUCAGAUUCAUGAGGCACAAAGCUGCCUGGAUUAACUCCCAGUGUGAGCAGCAACAGUCUCAGGAUUCGCCCCAUCGGGUGCCAACAGUGAGGAAGAGUGGGAACCACUUUGGAGGGGACACAGCCUUGCCCCUCAACCCCUCACCAUUGUUUCUCGGGGACUCCAUGGUGGAGACAUCACUGUCAAAGGAUACCGCAGACUCUGCCCAGGGCUCAGGGGACAAGAGCAGCGACCUUUCUUUUACCUCAACGGAAGAGCAGGCGGUGUUCCUAGGACACUCUCCUCAGAUGUCUUUGUUCACAAGCUCCUCUCCUUGUCCUGAAGUGGACCGUGCUUUUCUGCAGCCUUCCCAACUGACAGCUUCCAUGGAUGAAGGUGCUGUUCAAGUCAGCAGAAGAACCACUUCUUUGAAUUCCUUCUCUCCGGAGGCAUUCCUGCUCCCUGUCGAUGUCGAAAAGGAAAAUGCCCACUUCUAUGUUGCAGAUAUGAUUAUAGCAGCAAUGGAGAAAAUUAAGUGUACGAUCCUGAGUCAACAGCACACAGAGCCCUGGGGUGUGGAAGAAGCCGGUGGGGUGCUCGGGAAUGACCAAGCUGACUCCGAAGUCACGUUUUAUACCAACACAAAGCAAGAAUCUGGGUCUUCCAAUUCUUCUGACAGUGGCUAUGAAGGUUAUGCUGUGUUACAGGGCAGCCCAGUGGCCGGGACACCCACUCACUCUGAUAUGCUGAAAGAAGCCUGUAAAUGUGACUUUGACGACUUUGUUAUCAUAGAACUUGGUGAGUUUAGCAAUAUCACAGAAACCUGUGGGUGUUCCUGCAGCUCCUCAAAGAGUGUCAUUUAUGAGCCAGACUUCAAUUCUGCUGAGCUAAUAGCCAAGGAGCUGUACCGAGCAUUCCAGAAGAGCUGGCUGUUGUCAGACGUUAAUCAGCAGCCUGCAGGUCCUCCAAAUGCAGCUGGCUCGGUAGUAGUGAAUGAAGAGCGCGUCCGGAAAGACUUUGAAUCCAGUGUGGACGUCGUUCAGGAAAUUACCCUUAAGUCGAGGAUCCGAGGGGCUGAAGACUGGGAGCCCCCCAGAUUUCAAAUCGUAGUUAAUGUUCACCCGCCACUCAAGAAGGAACUCGUGGUAGCAGCCCAGAAUUUUUUGUGUGCUGGCUGUGGAACUCCAAUAGAACCUAAGUUUGUGAAGCGGCUCCGGUACUGCGACUACCUGGGCAAGUACUUCUGUGACUGCUGCCACGUCUACGCAGAGAGCUGCAUCCCUGCGCGGAUCCUGACCACGUGGGACUUCAGGAAGUACUACGUCAGCAAUUUCUCCAAACGGCUGCUGGACGGUCUGGGGCCCCAGCCCGUUUUCAAUUUGCUGAGCAUCGGCCACGGCCUGUACGCCAAGGUCAAGGAACUGGACAGAGCGAGGGAAACCCGGGAACAACUUUUUCAUAUCAAGAAGCUGUUGAAGACCUGCAGGUUUGCUGAAAGUGCGCUGAAGGAGUUUGAGCAGGUGCCAAGGCACCUGACUGAUGAGCUCCACCUGUUCUCCCUGGAGGAUCUGGUCAGGGUCAAGAAACGGCUGCUGGUGCCCUUGCUCAAGGACAUUCUAAAAGCUUCCCUCGCGCAUGUGGCUGGCUGUGAGCUGUGUCAAGGAAAGGGCUUCAUUUGUGAAUUUUGCCAGAGUACAGCUGUCAUCUUCCCCUUUCAGACUGAGACGUGUAGAAGAUGUGCAGGGUGCAGAGCGUGCUUUCACAAGCAGUGUUUCCAGUCCUCUGAGUGCCCCCGGUGUGCGCGGAUCACAGCUCGGAGGAGACUUUGGCAAAGUUUACCUUCUGCAGCAACGUGAUGCUCGAGUAUUGUGGAAAAGACUGUUCAACAUGCCUUAGAACACCGAUUCCUGUCUAUCAUUGAUCAGAUUGUUGCAGAUGUUGAGUACUGUAUAUUAAGGGAAAAAAGUGGCCAAUAUUGUUUUUUAUUAUAUAUAUUUAAUGUUUUAAAAAGAAUGCACUUUUUUUGGUUAUUAAGCAUAGGUUUGUUCCUGGUGGUUUUGUUUACAAAUGUUCGGUGUUUUUGCUGCUGCUGGUUUUUUUUUUUAUGAGUUUUUUUUGAUACUUCUUCAAUUGUAUUUGAGUGGUUAUGUAGCUGAUAUUGGAGCCUAUUUUUGUAUGAAUUGUAACUGACAAGACAAAGGACUCCGUUUGUCUUUCUCUCAAGCUUGUUUUGUGAAACGGAUUGGUACUCUCAGUGAACAAAAAUGUAGCCAACAAUCUGUCUACUCCCCGUGUUUUUUCUGACUUAAGUGCCGUUUCAUAAUUAUAUCCGUUUUGCAACCAUGUUAUAGAUUUUCCUUGCUCCAGGGUGGGUAGAGAGAGUACACGUUACUUCCGCAGGUGCACCCAUUUCAAGACGAGCGGGAGUUGCUCAGCGGUGCCUAGAGCUGCUGUCAGAAGCAGGUGCCUCUACGCCACGCCCUUAGAGACACACAGACCCGUGCGGCACUUGUCAUCUCUCUUCCGAACACUGAGUCAGGGAUGCGCGGCUGGGUAGAACUUCAUCCCUGCCCUUUAGGAUUUUGUCUCAUCAGUAUAAAACUGAACAUAAGGUAUUUACAGACUUAAGUCGUGGGAAACUACUGUUAAUGAACAAUGUGAUUUUAGUAAUAAUAAAAUCAUAGACAUCAAUUAAAAAGGCGAGGCAAAUUGCUAAACCGUUACGAAUUUAUUUUUCCUAUAUUCUUUUAUUUGUAUGCUUUCUUGAGACACACGAGUCUGUUU